Messenger RNA from Periophthalmus magnuspinnatus, 1566 nucleotides. Its product is annotated as general transcription factor II-I repeat domain-containing protein 2-like. The record is from RefSeq and is a predicted model, not a curated record. NCBI's taxonomy places the organism in Eukaryota, Metazoa, Chordata, Actinopteri, Gobiiformes, Gobiidae.
AUGGCAAAACAGAAGGUGGACAUUGAGAACCGGGGGUUUCAAAUAAGGUGGGAGUGGGAGUACAUGUUCACGGAGGUGGCUGGGAGACCUGUGUGUCUUCUGUGUGGAUAAAGUGUGGCGGUAAUGAAAGAGCAUAAUCUGAGACGGCAUCAUGACACGAAACACGCGGACAAAAACAAGAAUAUGGACAUGGAACAAAGGCUACAGAAGGUGGAAGACUUAAAACGAGGUCUCAAUUCUCGCCAGGCUCUAUUCAGAAAAGCCAAUUCACAAAGCGAGGCUGCUGUCAAGGCUAGUUUUAUUGUGGCCGAAGAGAUCGCUAAAACAGCCCGGCCAUUUACAGAGGGGGAUUUUAUCAAAAACUGCAUGCUUAAAGUUUGUGACUCAGUUUGCCCAGACAAAAGGCAACUCUUUUUGAACGUGAGCCUGAGCAGAAACACCGUUGCUGAGCGUGUUGACCAGCUGUCAAUCAAUCUAAAAGAGCAGCUUGUGAAAAGGGGAAAAGAUUUCAUCGCAUAUUCCCUGGCUGUGGAUGAGAGCACGGACACCUCUGACAUUGCCCAGUUGUCAAUUUUCAUCCACAGAGUGGACUCCAGCAUGAGCGUGACAGAGGAGUUUUUGGCCUUGUGUCCUAUGCAUGGCACAACUACAGGACAUGAUUUGUACGAAGAAGUGUCAAGAUGUGUAAAUGAGAUGGAGCUGCCUUGGGACAAACUCGUGGGGUUGACUACAGACGGAGCACCUGCGAUGUGUGGACACAGGAGCGGACUGGUUGCGAGGAUACGGGAGAAGAUGCAGGAGGAGAACAUCACAGGUGAGCUGACAGCUUAUCAUUGUAUAAUACACCAGGAGUCAUUGUGUGGUAAAGCCUUGAAAAUGGAACAUGUAAUGAGCACCAUCACGCGUGCAGUUAACUUUAUCAGAGCUAAAGGUUUAAAUCACCGCCAGUUCAAAGCAUUUCUGAGCGAGUUAGAAACUGAGCAUGGUUUUAAAACCAAACUGACUCUGUGGGAGGCACAGAUGCGGAAAGAAAACUUGAGCCACUUUCCUAGCUGCCAGACCAUGAAAGAGAAGCUCUCUACCAGCGUGUUCCCGAGCGCACAGUUUGUUGAUAAAAUUGGUGUACUAACCUCUGACUUCCGACGCCGAUUUGCUGACUUUGAAGUACAAAAAAACAGGUUUUUACUGCUCAGUAAUCCAUUUGCAGUUGACGUGGAAAGCUCACCACCAAACCUCCAAAUGGAGCUGAUCGAGCUCCAAUGCAGUGACGAACUAAAGGCAAAAUAUACGGCAGUAGGUGCUGCGGAGUUUGUCCGUUUCAUCCCCAAAACAAUGGCCCAGUUGCGCAUCCAAGCUGCUCAAACGCUCUCUAUGUUUGGCAGCACGUACCUAUGUGAACAGCUGUUUUCUUUGAUGAAGCUUAACAAAACAUCACACAGAAGUCGACUUACUGCUGAACACCUUCACGCAAUCCUGAGAAUUUCCUCAGCUCAGAGCCUGACCCCGAACAUUGAUGAACUUUUACAAAAGAUGAGACACCACCAAGUAUCAGCCUCAAACAAGUGA